CUCGACCGGGUUUACCAGGCACAGAGCCAUGUUCAGAACCGAGUCUGUCCCGAACCUCCUGAAAAGAACCCCGUGUCACCUUCAGCGGCCGGGCUUCACCGCGCCGCCCCCCCCCCACUUGCCUCCCCCGAGACACGGCGCCCUCUCGUCACCCUAGAUCUCCAGGACAGGAUCCUCAGCGAGCCCCUGAAGCACUCCGACUUCUUCAGUGUCAAGGAGCUGUUUUCCGUGAGAAGCCUCUUCGAUGCCCGAGUGCACUUGGGACACAAAGCGGGCUGUCGGCACAGGUUUAUGGAGCCCUACAUCUUCGGGAGCCGCCUGGAACACGACAUCAUCGACCUGGAACAGACAGCCGCACACCUGCAGCUGGCCUUGAACUUCACAGCCCACGUGGCCUACCGCAAGGGCAUCAUCUUGUUCGUGGGCCGAAACCGGCAGUUCUCCCACCUGAUCGAGAGCACCGCCCGGGCCUGUGGCGAAUACGCCCACACCCGCUACUUCAAGGGCGGCCUGCUGACCAACGCCCCCCUGCUCCUGGGCCCCAGCGUCCGCCUGCCAGACCUCAUCAUCUUCCUGCACACGCUCAACAAUGUCUUCGAGCCUCACGUGGCCGUGAGAGACGCAGCCAAGAUGAGCAUCCCCACGGUGGGCAUCGUGGACACCAACUGCAACCCCUGCCUCAUCACCUACCCCGUGCCCGGCAACGAUGACUCGCCCCCGUCCGUCCAGCUCUUCUGCAGGCUCUUUCAGACGGCCAUCUGCCGGGCUAAGGAGAAGCGGAGGCAGGUCGAGGCCCUAUACCGACUGCAGGAGCAGGCGGAGGCCCGGGGCCCGGGGCCCGCCGACCCCCCGCCCCCAGGAACACAGGCCAGGCUGGAUGUGGGGCGUCCCCAUGACGUGUCCACUCUCUUCCCAAAUAAAAGCCAGCUUUGUCCCUAAAGGAA
Pteropus alecto (black flying fox) is the source of this 944-nucleotide messenger RNA. It is a transcript of the gene MRPS2, whose product is annotated as mitochondrial ribosomal protein S2. The transcript is spliced from 2 exons. Gene Ontology annotation, biological process: translation. NCBI's taxonomy places the organism in Eukaryota, Metazoa, Chordata, Mammalia, Chiroptera, Pteropodidae. Gene Ontology annotation, cellular component: ribosome; mitochondrial small ribosomal subunit. The record is from RefSeq and is a predicted model, not a curated record. The annotation marks the transcript as partial. Gene Ontology annotation, molecular function: structural constituent of ribosome.